Messenger RNA from Heterostelium album PN500, 1818 nucleotides. It is a transcript of the gene folC, whose product is annotated as tetrahydrofolylpolyglutamate synthase. Gene Ontology annotation, molecular function: ATP binding; tetrahydrofolylpolyglutamate synthase activity. Gene Ontology annotation, cellular component: cytosol; cytoplasm; mitochondrion. Bases 1 to 1818 code for a protein of 605 amino acids. The transcript is spliced from 2 exons. Gene Ontology annotation, biological process: tetrahydrofolylpolyglutamate biosynthetic process. Lineage: Eukaryota; Evosea; Eumycetozoa; Acytosteliales; Acytosteliaceae. The record is from RefSeq and is a predicted model, not a curated record.
AUGUUAUUAUUAAAAACACGUAAUCAUAUAAUUAAAAGUAUCAAACUUAAAAAUCACACUUGUUUUACAAACUCUAUUUCUACUCCAACAAUCGUAAAAAAAAAUUGUUUGUUUUUAUAUAAUAGUUUUAGUAGUAGUAGUAAUAAUAUCAGUUAUAUAAAUAAUAAUAAUAAUAAUAAUAGUAGUAGCAAUAACAAUAACAAUAAUAAAAGUAAAAUUAACAAUAUCCAAGAGACAAAGAGCAGAAUGAUUGGAUCACCGGGAAUUCAAGCAAUGUAUCAACCAACAAAAAGAGACUAUGAAGAUUCUCUAAAUGCACUCUAUUCAUUGCAAUCGAAUGUCAGUACCAUACAAUCAUGGUCACAAACACGAAAAGUAAACAAAAUAGAUACCACUCAUCUUUUGAUGGAUGAAAUGACUGAACUUUGUCAACUUGUAAAUAUAAAUUUAGAUGAUAGAACAGUUAUACAUGUUGCAGGUACAAAGGGUAAGGGUUCAACAUGUUCAAUGGUGGAAUCGAUCAUAAGAAACAGUGGAUUCACCACUGGAAUGUUUACAUCACCACAUCUUAUUAGUCCACGUGAGAGAAUCAAGAUCAAUGGCGAGAUGGUUUCGAAGGAGUUGUUUGCCAAGCAUGUUUUCGCGUGUUGGGAUAUAUUCUCUGCGCAACAGGGAAUGAUCUUCCCACCGUUUUUCAAGUAUAUAACACUGGUUGCCAUGAGAAUCUUUCAAGAGUUGAAGUUGGACUGCAAGAUCUUGGAGGUCGGCAUCGGUGGUCGCGCCGACAGUACCAACGUGUUCCCGCGACCUGCAGUCACCGGAAUCACAGCGCUUGGCUUUGACCAUAUGAACGUGCUCGGUGAUACACUUCCAGAGAUUGCCUAUGAGAAGGCGGGAAUCAUGAAGCCUGAGUGUCCGGCAUUUACCGUGGAGCAGCGCGCCGACGCCAUGGAGGUGGUCGCGUCCUACGCGCAACAAAUUAAGUCGUCGCCACUCGUCGUCACACCCAACUACGAGAGUUACUUGCUCAACGCUAAAAUCGCCCUGGAAGGUGAGCAUCAGAAACAAAAUUCAUCGAUUGCCAUUGCACUUUGCAUUGUCUGGCUGAUGAACAGUCCGACUGUCAGCGACAGCCAACGACAAUCGCUAUUCUCUGAGAAUCAGCAGCAGUGGCGACAAUACGAUGCCAAGCUCAACAACUAUCGACCGGAACUCUUUCUCCCGCUACCAGAGUCGUUCGCACGUGGAUUGGCGACGGUAAGAUGGCCAGGUCGUGCACAGCAUUUUGUCAGUCUCGACUUGCCCAACGUCGAUUUCUUCCUCGAUGGUGCUCACACUCCUGAGAGUGCAGAGAUAUGCUCACAUUGGUGGAGUCAAAAGACAACAUCGACAACAAACAACUCUACUGUAGAAGAUAAUAACAACGGUAGCAACAACAACAACAACAACAACACAGGUUAUAUAUUAGUUUACAAUAGUACGGGUGGUCGUGAUCCAAACCUCUUUUUAGAACCAUUUUCAAAAUCGAUACGAUUGGAUGGUACACCAUCAUUCAACUAUGCAUUUGUACCAAUUAUCUCUGCGGAUGGAAAGCAAUUCAACACACAAGAUUGGGAACAAACAGUUACCAACUGCAUCGCCAAACAAUGUCAAGUCGACCCAACAAACAUUAGUAUCACCAAUGAUACCUCGUGUGCCAUCGAACACAUCCAACAAAUUUCACAAGCUCAACCAAACAAGAGAUUCAAAGUACUCAUAACAGGAUCAUUAUAUAUAGUAGGAUCAUCAUUGAAAUAUCUAACAAAAUCAUCCGAUUAA